Molecule: messenger RNA, 468 nt
Organism: Paramecium sonneborni
Lineage: Eukaryota; Ciliophora; Oligohymenophorea; Peniculida; Parameciidae
Source: the annotation of a GenBank genome assembly
AUGGAACAUAUUCAUAAAGUAGAAUCUCUGUUUAUGUUCUAGUUAUUAGCAUUACAAUUUGAUUUUUAUUUUGUAUUAUAAAUCAACAAAACAUAAAACAUAGAAGAAAGAAUUUUUUAGCUUAGUAUUCAAUUGAAUUAGACAAUAUGACUGUAUAAAACGUAUUAAGUAUUCUUGUUCCAAGAUUUGUAAGAUUAUAAUUAUCGACUGGUAUUUAUUCAAUUCAAUACAAGAAGCUUAGAUGGGCCAAUAAUAUUUUCUUAAAUUUGUGGUUUUGAUACUAUUCUGAAAGAAGAAAGCAAAAAUGUUGUAUUAAUGUUAGAUUCUUUAUUUAGAUUAUAGGAUAAUUUAGGCAUUUAAUAUGAGUGUGAAUAAGCUUUUAAGUAAGCCAGACAUGAAAUUAAAUAUUGCUCCAAAAAACCGAAAAGGCUAAGGGAGGAAUAAUAUAUAUUUAUGUAGAUAAUAUGA